AAAUAUUUUUGCACAAUAAAGUCCAGAGCCCGACCACAUCAUUCUUCUCUACCCCUUUGUUAUUUUGAAAUUUCAAUUAUAAACGCGCUUUUCAGCGAGAGAGAGGAGAGAGGAGAGAGAAAGAGAAGAGAGAGAAAAAUAGAGGGCGACAUGGAUUCGCCGUCGUCGACGACGCGGAUCAGCGCGCGAUCGUCGAUGAUCGAUUCGUUCAAGAGCUGCACCCUAUCGGGGAUGACAAUUGAUAAGGAGGACCUGAAGAAGAAGCUCUUGAUGCCGCAGUACCUCCGGUUCGCCAUGCGCGAUUCCAUACGGUUAAAGGACCCAAGCGCCGGAGAGAGCCGCCUUCCGGGAAGCCGAGACCUCGUCGCCACCGCCACCGCUGAAAAUGACGACCAGACGCCGCCGGAGUCACCCAUGGUUGUGUUUAUAAAUCCGCGGAGUGGCGGGAGGCAUGGGCCUAUGCUCAAGGAGAGGCUCCAAAUGUUGAUGGGUGAAGAACAGGUUUUUGACCUCUCAGAUGUGAAGCCUCAUGAAUUCGUUCAGUAUGGAUUGGGUUGUCUAGAGUUAUUGGCUGAUCUUGGUGACAUUUGUGCGAAAGAGUGUCGUCAAAAGAUCAGGGUUAUGGUUGCGGGGGGUGAUGGUACAGUCGGUUGGGUAUUAGGUUGCCUAUCUGAACUAAAUAGACAGGGUCGGGAACCAGUUCCUCCGGUAGGAAUUGUUCCACUUGGCACGGGAAACGAUCUGUCUAGGAGUUUUGGUUGGGGUGGUUCAUUCCCUUUUGCCUGGAAAUCAGCCAUUAAAAAAACUCUAUUCAGGGCUACUGCAGGUCCAAUAUGCCGUUUGGAUAGUUGGCAUAUUGUGUUGUCAAUGCCAGCUGGUACAGUUAUGGAUCCACCUCAUUCUUUGAAGGCUACCGAAGAGUGCACUCUUGAUGAGGGUUUGGAAAUUCAAGGGGAUUUGCCUGAGAAAGCAAUUUGUCACGAAGGAGUGUUUUACAAUUACUUUAGUAUAGGAAUGGAUGCACAAGUUGCUUAUGGAUUCCACCAUUUACGAAACGAAAAACCCUAUCUUGCACAAGGUCCAGUUUCAAAUAAGUUGGUGUACUCUGGUUAUAGUUGCACUCAAGGUUGGUUCUUCACACCUUGCACAAGUGAUCCAGGUUUAAGGGGACUAAAGAACAUCCUAAGGAUGCAUGUCAAAAAGGUUAAUUGCUCAGAAUGGGAGCAGAUUCCAGUGCCAUCAAGCGUAAGGGCUAUUGUUGUUCUAAAUCUUCAUAGCUAUGGGAGUGGAAGAAAUCCAUGGGGUAAUCUGAAACCAGAGUACUUGGAAAAGAGAGGCUUUGUGGAGGCCCAUGCUGAUGAUGGUCUUUUAGAAAUUUUUGGCCUUAAACAAGGAUGGCAUGCAUCUUUUGUUAUGGUUGAACUCAUCUCUGCCAAGCAUAUUGCUCAGGCUGCUGCAAUUCGGUUGGAAGUUAGAGGUGGGGAGUGGAGAAAUGCAUAUAUGCAGAUGGAUGGGGAACCAUGGAAGCAGCCAAUGCACGAGGAGUUUUCCACACUAGUGGAAAUUAAGAGGGUUCCGUUUCAAUCAUUGAUGAUCCAUGGAGACAAUCACUGAGAUGAUGAAUGAAGACUAACUUUACUAAGUUGGCCUUCCUACUCUGGUUUGAUUCCUCCUUUAUUGCUGUCUCCCUCAUGGCUGUGAAGUACGUAAAGUGCGCUAUCACCCGAAGGCUUGUAAAUUGUAAUUUAUGUGCCUAUACUUGUUUGUAUUUGUCAAUUUAUUCAAGUCAAUGUCAGUCAUAAUCUCCAUGAUUUUCUCCUUUUGAGCUGUAACAACUAGCUUACAUUAGUGAGGUACCACUUUCCAGAUUUAUUAGCAAUUAAGCCAAAAAAGUCUCAUAUGUAGAGUUCGAAUGAUGAUAAUAUUAUUAGCUGUGCUGAUUAAUUGAAUGGUCUUAAAUAUAAAUCUUUUCUUUCUAA
This is a messenger RNA of Prunus avium (sweet cherry), 1979 nucleotides long. RefSeq names its product diacylglycerol kinase 4. NCBI's taxonomy places the organism in Eukaryota, Viridiplantae, Streptophyta, Magnoliopsida, Rosales, Rosaceae. Gene Ontology annotation, molecular function: ATP-dependent diacylglycerol kinase activity. Gene Ontology annotation, cellular component: membrane. The record is from RefSeq and is a predicted model, not a curated record. Gene Ontology annotation, biological process: phospholipase C-activating G protein-coupled receptor signaling pathway.